This is a messenger RNA of Laccaria bicolor S238N-H82, 171 nucleotides long. Its product is annotated as carbohydrate esterase family 4 protein. The record is from RefSeq and is a predicted model, not a curated record. NCBI's taxonomy places the organism in Eukaryota, Fungi, Basidiomycota, Agaricomycetes, Agaricales, Hydnangiaceae. Bases 1 to 171 code for a protein of 56 amino acids. The transcript has a single exon.
AUGAAAAAAAACAGGCACCAAGUCCUUCCCUACGCUAUCAAGAAAUUGAAGGCAGCGGGAUAUAGGCUCGUGAGCCUGGCUGAGUGUACUGGUCUACCAGCAUAUCAAAAGACUCAGGCUCCCACCCCACGAGAUGUAAGGAGCUUCUAUACUACUUCCCAUGCGCUCUGA